CGACAUCAAGACGGCGUCACUAGCGUCCAUUGAAACCCUACGCCACACCACCUCUCCUCACCAAAACAAGAAUGAACGGCGACGAUUUAGAUUACAUCAGCUCUCUACCAGACGCGAUUCUCCACCUCAUCCUCUCCUCUGUCCCGACAAAGUCAGCGAUCAGAACCUCCGCCUUGUCCAAACGAUGGAGACACGUCUGGUCCGAAACACCUUCUCUCUCCAUCGACAGCCACAGAGUGGUCACCAGAUCGAUAAACAAAACGUUAUCCAUCUUCUCAUCUCCCAAAGUCUCCUCCUUUCAUCUCCGAACCAGCUUAGCCAACAGGAUCCAACACGUCGACACCUGGAUCGAAUUCGCCAUUAACCGUCACGCGGAGAAGCUCUCUCUCGAGUUUCGUGACACACGUGUCAGGGACUACGAUUUUCCCGAUGGUUUCUACUCAAAUUCUACUGUGAAGCAGCUCUUGAUCGACUCUGGAUCUGUUGUGAUGAACCCUAAGUGUAACGUCUCUUGGACUUCGUUAAAGAGCUUGUCUUUGAGUUACUGUAAGCUUUCCGAUAAUGCCCUUGUUAAGAUUCUCUCUGGUUGUCCGGUUCUUGAGAGCUUGGAGUUGAUGUUUUGCGAUGAGUUUCGGUGUCUUGAUUUGAGUGGUUCACCGCGUUUGAUGAGGUUGGAGAUGGAUCGGAGUGAUUGGUUUCUUGGCCCUACGGAGAUUGUGGCGCCGCAUGUACGAUGUUUGAGAUUGAGACACUCGAGGUUACCGUGUAGAUUAGUUGAUGUGUCUUGUUUAAACGAAGCGAACUUGAAUAUCUACUUCUGUGAUCUUGGAACUCUUACGGGUGAUUUUCUUCAAGGGAACGUGGUGAAGAUGUUAGCGAAGUUGCAGAAUGUUGAGAAGCUUACUGUUGGUGCUACCUUUCUCCAGAUGUUGUCUCUUGCUGCGCUCUGUGAUGUACGUUUUCCAACGCUCAAGGUUGAGUAUUUGACUCUUGAAACGAUGAUUGUUCGGUCUGUUGUUCCUGGUAUAACAAAGCUUCUACAGAACUCACCUGGGUUAAGAAAGCUAACGAUACAUACCGUGAAAUGCAGCAUCAUAUCGGAAGCACAUCUCAACAGCUACUUGCGUUCACAUAGCUUGAAUCAGCAGCGUCAGUGCUGGAGAUCAAAAGACAUGGCCUUCCCGGGCUCUAUGGAGACCAUUUCAAUGUUGGUGGGGAAGUAUGCAGAGUCCAAUCUUGUGGCUUCGUUCGUGGAGCGUUUACUGAGAAACACAAGAAGUCUAGAGACAAUGGUUGUACUUUUGGUGGGUUACCUUGAUGCAUCAGGUUUUGAAGAGCUUGUUGGAAUGGCUACAAGACUUUCUCUCAAGCGCAAUGUCUUCAUUUCGAUCAAGCAAUGCCAUGUUAAAAGUGUAUCCAACGCUUUCUCAUAAUUGAACUUUGUAUCAUUAAUUUAGUCAAGCAAAAGCCAUUUGUUAGAUUUAUAUCAUAAGGCUUUAGAGUUGAAUUCCACACAAGAUUGUAUAUGUAAUCUCUGAUGUCAGAUUAAUUUAUUUCGACUUUUCAGUAGAAUUGUAUAUAUACCAG
Messenger RNA from Eruca vesicaria subsp. sativa (arugula), 1587 nucleotides. NCBI's taxonomy places the organism in Eukaryota, Viridiplantae, Streptophyta, Magnoliopsida, Brassicales, Brassicaceae. The record is from the annotation of a GenBank genome assembly.